AGGUAAACGUAAACAACGAAUGUCUGCAAUUGCGUGAAUACUCGUUGGUGAAUACCUAGGUAUUGUAAUGUUGUGUUUCCACAAACCAGUUGGAAUUAAAAAAAACGGUCCUUUCGGGGUUAAUUAAGGAACGUCUUUAGUAUAUGGAAAACUUAUAUUCAUAUUUAUCACGGGUAAACAAUGAAUGGCGAUAAAAUGUUAUUUUUUCACAAACUAGUAGGAAUUGCAAAGCCAUCCCUUCGUAGUAAAUUAAUGGAUGUGUGUAGUGUGUGAAAACCACGUUUUCCGAUUAUUUUUUUCUUUCCGUCCUAAAAAGCCGUGGCGUCCGAUAAUUACUGCAGUUUUAUCUGGAUUCAGAUGAUUUCAGUAAUUCACCAGAAGUCUUCCAUGAAGCCUGUUUAAAGUUUCAGGGAAUACCCGAGACUCCCUGUUCCCAGGAGUACAGCAGCAGUGUCCAUGGCUGCUGUGUGUCCGUAUCCCGUCAGCAGUGAAGGUGGCCGUAGUCUCGGGUUGUCGCAGCUCAGCAGGUCUUUCCAGGCAACGACCCGUUCUUCAAAGGAAGAACCUGCUCAGAAUGGUUUUAGGGCAGAACUUGGAGGAUUUACCCAAGAAGUAGGUUUAUGCGAUGGAUUUGAAAAUCAAACUCAUAACAGUGAUGCACAUAUUCCAGGACGGCAAAACGGCACCGUGCAGAAGAGCCUCGAGGACAACGAUGAAGGUUUAAACCGGACGCCAGGCAGCCACCAGCCGUCCCCAACCAAGGGUGGCUCAGUGCUGGUGGGCAGCAAGGCAGGGCCGGUAGGAGACCCACUUCUCAGCCUGGACUCGAUGUGCUUCAAACACAUCACGGCGCUAGAGUCCCAGAGCCAAUUCGACCAGGCAGGCGUCGGCUACGCCCCGCAGCAGCAGCAGCAGCAGCAGCAGCAGCAGCAGCAGCAGCAGCAGCAGCAGCAGCAGCAGCAGCAGCAGUACUCUACGGGGAUGCUGCCCCACAUGCAGCAACUGUAUCACAGCCAGCAUCAAGGAACUCCGCUCCUGCAGCAGCAACGGUAUGUGGCCACACAGAUGCAGCAAAAACGGAAUUUGGCCACACAGAUGCAGAGACGACGGUAUUUGGCCACACAGCAGCAGCAACGGUUGGAUCCCACUGUCAUCCCUCGUUACCACGGGAUGGCACCGUGGGGCAUGCACCCCACCAACAUCAUCCAGCAAGAAGCAGCAGCUGCUCAGCAGAGGAGACCGCUCACACCUUCCUCGAUCAAGGACAUCUCCACCGGCACUCGGAAUCUCUCGCAGGGGCAGUAUCAGACGAUGCCGGCGUAUUACGACCGGAACAGGUCCGUCACGAUGGGCGACGUGUGUGGCAUCGGCAACGGCACCCCGGCGCCAGUCACAGUGAACACAGACACCCCUGCCAGCAACAUGCGCCUGCUGGGAGGCCAGACCCGGCAGAUAAGCACGCCGCCCUCAGCGACCUUGUACAGUGCCACGCCACAGCAGUCGCUGUACAGCUCCUCUGCGGCCGGCGGGUCCACGAUCAGUGGCUUGCAGACUGGUGUGGGUGCGAGUGGUGGUUUCCCGUCUCUCGCCACCACACCCGGCUACGGCAGUGUGGGCUCCCCGGUGGUGGGAACCUUGGCUUCAGGAAGAACUGAUACAAAUCAAUCGGUUACUGUACAUGAACCAUUGUCUGCUGUUAGUAAAAUUACAUCUGAUUUCAAGGGUGAACCACCUUGUGACAUUACGUUUCCGUCGACCACAAAAAUCAAGACUGAACCAGUUGAAGAUGAAGUAAGAGAGUACUUCGGAGGCAUGUUAGAUUCAGCAUAUUCUCCGAACAAACAUAUAACUGUUGAAAGCAACCCACGUGUGUCAGUUUCAGAAGCCUCAUUACUGCCUGAAGAAAUUUUCAAUGCCGACAAUGAAGUGGUGGUGCUCGACAGUAACCAGUUUCUACGGGAGAUGUUUGACAUCGUGUACGUAUGUAGCUUCUGCGGUCGUAGGUUCAAGUAUGAGUCCCGGCUGAACAAGCAUUUGAUCGUUCACAGUUACGAGAGAAAUUUCAAGUGCGAUAAAUGUGGAGCUGCAUUCAAAGUAAACUCCACCCUCCAGACUCACCUUCUGACACACAGCAUGGACAAACCCUUCAAGUGUGACAAGUGUCCUUCCACCCAGUGUACGCGUAGCGCUCUCAAGAAACACAUGGAAAAAAAGCACGGAGACAGUACUGAUAGCUACGUCUGCGAUUUUUGUGGUGAGAUGUUGAAGACAAGUCAGCGUCUGGAAUGCCACAUCCGACGCCACGCGGGCAAGAAUGUUUUGUGCGUAGCUUGUGGCAAGUUGUUCUACACAGUGUCACAUCUCAAAAAGCACACGGCCAGGCAUCACGACCUCACGCAAGAGGAGCCGGGCGAGAAUUUCGAGUGCUCGCACUGUUCUCGCACGUACACCGACAAACGUUCCCUGCAAAUCCACAUUAUGAUAGUCCACCUCAAGGAGAUGCCCUACGAGUGUGAGAAGUGCGGAAUUAAGUUUGCAUUGAAAUAUAAGUUGAACAGGCACGUUGCCAGUCACAAGCAGAGGAAGUUCUGGUGCCACUGCAAGAAGAGUUUCGUGACAAAGACUGGUCUGGACAGACACAAGCUGACGCACGUCAACUACAGACCGUACGUGUGUGACAUGUGCGGGCUGACGUUCACGCAGAAGGGCUCGGUGUUGAGGCACAUAGUGACGAGCAUGAGGGGAAGGUACUUCAAGAGAACUGGUACUUGCAAACCUAUCGCCGGGCGGGAAGAACAUUACCUCUAUCACAAAAACAGGUGAAAUCAGAAGUUCAGUAGUUGUUUGUAUAAAUGCAAUUAUUGAGUUGUGCACAAUAUAAUGGUGAAUAAUUUUGUAGAUGAUGGAAGUGAUCAAGUAAUCAUUGGCCAUCUUUACAUACGCUACCAUUAGCUGUGUGGUUAUGGGUUUUAUUUUUCAAUCUUGGUUCAGUUUAACAUCAAAUACUCUGGUUUUAAAAUCCUGUUUUGGUUUUGAUAACAGAAAAAAAGUCAAUUUUUUAGUGCUAAAUUAAUAUCAUUGAUAAGGUUUUGUAUUUCAAAAAAUUAUUUAAAGCAAUUCUAUAUCACGGAAAAAAGAACACAGUUUUUGAACUAGCCUAAAAGUUUUUUUUUUUUAUAUAUAGUUUUCUAAAGGUUUUUUUUAACCAACCUCAAUUUUUCAGUAGCAAGGGACAAGAUUAUAUGGUGGAUUGCGAUAAAACCGAAAUAGCAUUGAAAAGCAUGCCAUAACACCGUAUAACACCAAAAUGCAACUGGCAGAACAAAAUAAACAGCAUUUUUAAUCAAAAAUUGUACUCAAAACCCAAAAACUGAUUUUUUUAAUUUAUUAAACUCAAGGAAUGUGAUAUAUAUUUAGCAUAAAAGUUGAACUAAAAAAAAUUAACAAAAAAUAAUUAUUCUUUUUUUAAACUUUUUAUUAAUUUUUAACUGUUAUUAGUAACUCAUUUUUACAUUUAUGAAACGCAUAAUUACUUGCAAAUUUAUUUUUAUUGUUCCGAGUAGUUAGAAAUGCUUAUUACAAAUUAUUAAAGAGAAUCAUGUAUCAGUCACAGUAAACUGUUUAGUGAAGUAAGUAUUAUGAAACAUUUAAGUGUCAUAAUUUUUUUUAAAAUAAUAUUGUAUAUUUAUGAAUAAAAAGUUCAUAAAAAAUAAAAACAAAAACACAAACCUCAUGUUUUGAAAACAAAAUUACAAAUUCUUGUCAAUGUCAAUAGCGCAAUUGAUGCGAGCUUCCAGAUCUUCAUGACAAAGAUGCAUUGUAAUUUUAAGUUAAGCGAAUAUUGCACUAAUUGCAUUCGUUGCACUAAUUUAUAUAUUUUUGCUACAAUUCUAAUAUAAUUUAUUUUUAAAAGUCUACAACUAGCAUUAAGUUUCACAAUACGUUUUCUUGCAUGAUUUGUUUAUAUUUUUGGCCUUAUAAUGUGCAUAACAGCCAGAAAUCAUAACUUUCAAGGAACGUGUUUUUUACAAGAUAUUACGUAAACAUUACAAACAUUACAAAUGCAGAAAUUUCAGAAACGUAUAAAAAUACUUUAGUGGAUCAGGAUAAUUGCACCUUUUAAGUGUAUCCACCAUACAUAACCAAUCCUUCUAAUAUAUGUUUAAUUACUACUGGUUUGAUAGAGUUAUACCCAUCUGAAAGUUUCAAAAAACAUCUCAUACGGAGUAAUUGCUUUGUAGGUUUUUGCCUGGGCACAACUAGUACUGCCUAACUGAUUCAGGAUACUGAUGAUUAUUUUUAUCUAUAUUUAUAUCCAAUAAUAACUCGUGACUUUUAGCAAUCUUUAACUGUAAUUCAUUCAAGUGAACGAGAUACUGCUCUGGAAUGAUAACUGUGACAGUAUUCACAACACACUCAAGUUUUAAAUAAAAUAUAAUAUGUAUAAUGGAAGUUAUAAUAACCAAAAUCUAAUUAUAGUAGCUAUUUACUAGAAAAUUAUAAUGUUAAAAUUCAAAAUCAAUUAUGCAAAUAUCUCUUGUUAUCAACAAACAAUAUUCUCAAUAAUUAUCAAUGCAUGAAUGAAAACUAUAAUCAGUCAGAGAACAAAUCAAAGGAACCCUUUUCUUUUAUGAAACCAUUGAGCAAACGAAAAAUCAAUAGUUUGUAAAAGUAAAGAAAGUAUUAUGAAAAUUGGUCCCAAUAAAAAUUAACAACAUAAUUUCAUAUUUAAAAGAUAUGAAAUGAAAUUCCAAUAUGUUUUGGAUACUAUCAAUAAAACAAACAUCCAAAAAACUUUAGAACAAUCAUAUACCCUUGUACAUACCAUUGUAGAUUACAGUACCUACGUAAAUACGUGUCCUUUCGCCACAACAGCAUGUUGUGGCCCGUAGUUACUAUGAAUAAGACUUGGGGGUGACAUCUGUUGUCGACGAGGUAAAAAUAUCAGGACGUGCAGGCUGUUUCAACCUACCGAUGGCACGCAUUUAGAUUGACUCCACUCGGCGUCUCUAGAUUAGAGUAUUCACCUUUAAAAGUCCGUAAAACACUGGUAGACAUAGUUAUUCUUAUUGAAGUUUACAGAAUGUCUUAAUUGCGAAAACUUUCCUGAAACAAAGAUUUUUACUAAUUUACACCAAACAGUUAAAGUUUGAUCCUCGGGUCUUACUAGCUCUUCUUAUCUGCACGGAAAUCCUCGGAAUGACAGUAGGGCUGUAAUUGAAGACCUAGUCCUCCUUCAAUGAGUCCAGGACUAUAAUACGUAGGACUUUCCUACGGAAAUCUUGCAAAAUUAUCAGUAGACGAAAUAGUUGUUCUCUUUUAGGAAUGUCAACGUAUUACUUCAUAAAUCAAACAAAUUUAGGUACUAAAACUUAACGUAGUACUCAAAGAAUUCCUGCAUCACAUGCAGUUUUGUCCGUUGCUCAAAAUAUUCUUCUUAGAAUGUUCUAAAGAACCAACUUAUUUUCGUUACCAAGAACCCAAUUGUCUUCCAUGUAGCUCUUUUACAAAACUGUUUCUAGACUUGUCAUAUUUAUGAUGAUUAGAGUAAUUAAGACAUAUUCUUAGCAUAAUGUCUGUGUUAUUUAAGCAACAAUUACAUUGUACUAAUAACAUUUCUCUUAAAUAAAAUUAAAAAUUCAUAUCCAAAACCAAAAAUUUUAAACUUCAUUUUCAGAUCAGUAUUUUAAAGAGACCAAAAUUGAAUAGUUUGGAGAACCACACAGGCCUAGUUUCACCUAGGGGUAAAUAUAUUGCAUAUUUUAAUGUGAGCCAAGUUGUGCAAGAGAAUAUUUUAUUUUUCCUAUUUGAAUAGUUCAGGAAAACUGUUUUUGUUGCAUGUUCCUUUCAAGCUUAUGUAACAGGAAAUAGUUUCUCAAAGGUGCAUACUGUACUUGUCAUCACUCACUGUUUGUUUCAUCUUCAUGCACGCUCACACCAUUCUUUUCAGCUAUUUGAGUGGUAAAUAAUAGAUGUAUUUUGCACGUUUUUCAUCUGUUCGUAAGGGGGCUUUAUAUAUUAUAGACUUGUUUUGUGUUACUGUGAAUUACAGGGUGUAGGUUAAAAUUUUGAAAGAAAAUUAAAUCUUAUGUGAACCGAGUCUUGGAGAAAAAGUGUUCUAUUACGUAAACAUCAUAAAUUUUGUAGGCUGGGUUUUGUGUGGACUUGACACAAAUAUUUGCUAGUAAAGACAUGGGUGCUAACCUAACAGGUGAAGUAUUUGAACCACAAUAUGGGUAAAGAUAUAUUACCAGAAAUAUCCUCCGAUAUCAAAUAUUGUCUGUGUAGCCAAAUUAAUUCAGACUAGCGACGAGCAUUCUAGAAACUUUCAUUUAAUUCUCAGACGUGUUUUUCUGAAACAUAUUGACAUACAAUUUUAGCAGCGUGCAGGGAGGAGAGAGAACAGAAAGCAGGUAGCAGAUAAGUAGAGAGGGAGCUUGGAUGAUAUAACAGAGAGAGAGAAACUCAAAAACAUGCAGUAUUUGAGAGAUAAGUAUUUACUGUGUAUUUAUUUGUAAUGGCCAGUAGUAUAUUUAUUGCCUUUUUGCUGUGGUGCAUUUAAUGGCCAUAAUGAUGGUUCAUUUUUGUGAUGUUCGUGUCUUUUAUGCAGUGAUUUGGUGCAUAAGUUGUCAUAUCAGUGUUGGUUAUUAAUAUGUAUUUUGAAUGUUCCUUUUUGUGCACCUUUUGCAUUGAUUUUACAGCCUUUUUUCCCAGUUUUGUAAUACAUAAUAUUUUGCUCUUACAAUAUAGUUCACUCUGAUAAGUUUUGAAAAGAUAAUAUUUGCACUGUAAUAACAGUUGUAUGAGUUUUAAGAGUACUUGAUAAUUUGAAACUUGUAAUUGUAGGAUAGGUAUCACGGUUAAAAAUAAGAGAAAUAUAUAUUAUGGUUACUUAAUGAUAAUAUAAUUAUUAAAUAGAGAUAUUUUCACUUUAUAAUCGUUGUAUCUGGAUGUACUGAAACUAAUAUUUCUAUUUUUGUAUUUUCUAUAAAAUGAAAAAAAGAAAACAAGAUAUGAACCAAUAAAUCUAAAU
Bacillus rossius redtenbacheri is the source of this 7033-nucleotide messenger RNA. RefSeq lists its product as uncharacterized. Gene Ontology annotation, biological process: regulation of transcription by RNA polymerase II. NCBI's taxonomy places the organism in Eukaryota, Metazoa, Arthropoda, Insecta, Phasmatodea, Bacillidae. Gene Ontology annotation, cellular component: nucleus. The transcript is spliced from 10 exons. The record is from RefSeq and is a predicted model, not a curated record. Gene Ontology annotation, molecular function: DNA-binding transcription factor activity, RNA polymerase II-specific; RNA polymerase II transcription regulatory region sequence-specific DNA binding. Bases 457 to 2823 code for a protein of 788 amino acids.